UUAGGUCUACUAACCUAGCAUGCAAUAGAUGUUUUCAGAUACUUAGCAAUAUUAACCCACCCACAGCAUUAGCUCUAUUUUUAGAGCGUAAUCCACAAAGGUCAGAAGGACGUCAGAGUUUUCCCCAGGAUUUAUCUUUGAUAGAAACACAGGAUCAAAGAUUGUUACUGUGGGUGCAAUUACAUCUUGCUAUAGUUGCUUUAACAAACCAAAUUGUACUAGAGAGCAAAAUAAUAGCUACUGAAUGUGGAGCAGGAAUAGCAGUGCCACAACAACAUCACCUUGCUGACUUUCAGUGGGACCAGGCUAAGGCAUACUGGGCAAAGCAUAGACGUGAUCAGUGGCAAUGGCAACAAUGGCAAGAGUCUGGCAGAUAUUAACAACGCUACUCAGUGCAAUGAUUAGGGAAACGCAGGGAUUCUACAACAUCCAUCAGCCAAUUAACAUGUGGGUUACAUGGGCUAACAGAACAGGGCAGAAAUCUUUUUGCUUAUCAUUAGCUACACCCUCUGAUCCAUUUUGCACCUGUUUAAUUGGAAUUCCCUUAGAUUCAAUGGAAGAAUUUGGAAAUUGAACCAGAGCUCAAAUUGAUGGUAACUUAAGUAAGGCCUGGUCAAAUUGGUGUACCAAUCCAAAUGGGGUUGUUACAGAAAAUUAGUGUGAAAAAUAAGGGAUUCAUAAAACCCCUUAGGAGCUCCAGCAUUUACAAUUGCUUGAAACUUAAAUACUACAAGUCAAGAAUCACAAGAACUGGAUAUUUUGGGAUCAAUGCCAGGAAAUUACUGUUUGUUCUUUGGGUACUACAAAGAUAAAGAGCUGAUUAGGGAGAAAUUAGGAAAACCCAGAAAUGACAGCACUUGGAUAUCUCCUGUUUCUUCGUGGUAUUACAAUACCACAGCCUACACUGCCAAUUUGGCACAGCGUGUACUCAUCAAACAAAUAUCAGCUAGGAUGUUACCUCCUAGAGUUUUUCUCAUUUUUGGAGAUAGAGCUUGGUCUAUGGUUCCUCAAGAAAGCAUUAGGAGGACCAUGCUAUUUUAGGAAAUUGACAUUGUUUGCCCCAAACAUUCAACAGAUGCUUAACAUCAGGCACAAGUUCCAACCUGCAAAAUGUAGUGUGCUUCUAUUAAGGUCAGACUGUAAAGAUGAUCUAGAAUUGUGGAAUCGACCUUCAGUUACUCUAGCCUCAAUUUUUUUCACCAGGAGUAGCCUCAGCACAAGCCCUUACUCAGUUAAGACAAUUAGCUUGUUGGGCAAGAAAGCAAAUUAACCUUACAUCCACAAUACUGAAUGAACUUACCACUGAUGUAGGUAGCACAUGCCACACUGUGUUACAGGACAGAGCUGCCAUAGAUUUUUUGUUGCAAGCUCAAGGACAUGGGCGUGAAGAUUUUGAAGGAAUGUUUUGCAUGAGUCUCUCUCACCACUCUGAAUCUAUUCAUAAGAAACUGUCACUGCUUAAGGAAAACAUGAAAAAGCUCCCAGCUGUCGAGAAUUCCUGUGAUGAGUGGCUAAAAUCCUAGAGCAUAACAGGCUACUUAAAGAUUUAGUAUGCUUUAGCAUUAUGACACUUUGUCUCCUUUUAGCAAUUUUACUUAUAGUGCCUUGCUUACUACGCUCUGUGCAAAAGUCAAUUACCCGUGCUUUGAAUUCAGUGUGGCUUGUGCAAAAACAAACACAGAACUGUUGAGGAUUUUUUGCAGGCUGAGGAGUUUUUGCAAAACAAUGGCCAUAUUCAGCCGACACACAAUCCAGCCUGCUGCUAACAAUGGAUAAUGGACAAUGAAUAAUGGACAUAUUCAGAAACAGGGUCGGUAUAUCCUUGAGAAAGAUACAAGAAGAAGAGCCAUCAAGACUCAGCAAGUUUGUCAGCAAGUUUGAGAAAGUGAGAAAAUAGAAGCAAAGGGUGUGUCAGACAACCAUAGUAAAGCGCAUGAAAAAUUAAACUAUCCAAUCAGCAUUCUAAUUUAGACAUGUGAACAGCUAGGAUUAACCUAUCAUGUAUUAGCUAGAGACGCAUGAACAGUAGAAACUUAUUAUAAAUAUAGCCUUUUCAGGAGUAAUAAAUUUGGCUUCACUUAAUCACACUGAUCAUGGCGUGAUGUCCCAUUCCUGAUCCUCUGCACCACACUGACUUUGCCUACAAAAUCCAGAAACACUUCACUGAAGGGAGAUACAGGGGGUAAAGCUAGGGUAAUUGGAGGAUGGGAAGAGGAGAAGCCAGAGCACAGUUGGGGGAUUUGGGACAGGGGAAGGGAACAGAGGAAAAAGCGAUUGUGGGAAGUAGAAGGAGGACCACAAGAUGGGGACCAAGCCAUGCGGUGUCCACCAUUUUGUGACUUGAAGGAAGGGGGAAGGGAGCAGGGGAGAAAGGGAUUAUGGGGAGAAGAACCACAAAAUGAAGGCAAAGCUAUUUGACAUUCUCCAUUCUGAGACUCUGGGUGAGGUGAGGAAUCUGGGAGACGAUCUACAGGUUUUACUACAGACCUCCUUCCUGUAUUCCAGUGGAGGGGAUAUGAAGAAGGGGUCAUUGGGACCACCUCUGAUCCCCCCCAUAGGCAAGGCAGGAUGCCGAAACAAGACUGCAGGGUCUCUGCAAAGCUCUCUGCAGCUGGAAUUCCAGGAGUCCCAGGAGAUGAGGCCAAGAUCCAGCAGCAGAAGCAAGGAGGAGAACUGUGAACAUGCAGGUCUCCAUGGCCAGCCCCAGCAAAUGUCCAACAGCAGCUCCAUCAGCCACUUCCUCCUGCUGGCAUUGGCAGACACGCGGCAGCUGCAGCUCCUGCACUUCUGCCUCUUGCUGGGCAUCUCCCUGGCUGCCCUCCUGGGCAACGGCCUCAUCAUCAGCACCGUAGCCUGUGGCCACCACCUGCACACGCCCAUGUUCUUCUUCCUGCUCAACCUGGCCCUCAGCGACCUGGGCUCCAUCUGCACCACUGUCCCCAAAGCCAUGCACAAUUCCCUCUGGGACACCAGGAACAUCUCCUACACAGGAUGUGUGGCCCAAGUAUUUUUCUUUCUGUUCUUCAUCUCCACUGAGUAUUAUCUGCUGACCAUCAUGUGCUAUGAUCGCUACGUGUCCAUCUGCAAACCCCUGCACUAUGGGACCCUCCUGGGCAGCAGAGCUUGUGCCCACAUGGCAGCAGCUGCCUGGGCCUGUGGCUUUCUCCAUGCUCUCAUGCACACAGCCAAUACAUUUUUCUGCCCCUGGGCCAUGGCAAUGCCCUGGGCCAGUUCUUCUGUGAAAUCCCCCAGAUCCUCAGGCUCUCCUGCUCCAAAUCCCACCUCAGGGAACUUUGGCAUCUUGCUGUUAGUGUGUGUUCAACUUCCGGCUGUUUUGUGUUCAUGGUUUUCUCCUAUGUGCAGAUCUUCAGGGCUGUGCUGAGGAUCCCCUCUGAGCAGGGACAGCACAAAGCCUUUUCCACCUGCCUCUCUCACCUGGCUGCAGUCUCCCUGCUCUUCAGCACUGGUAUAUUUUCCUACAUGAAGCCCCAUUCCAUCUCCUCCCCAUCCCUGGAUCUGGUACUGUCAGUUCUGUACUCGUUGUUGCCUCCAGCCCAUAUUCCCUCAUCUAUAGCCUGAGGAACCAGGAGCUCAAGGCUGCAGUGUGGAGACUGAUGACUGGAUGGUGUCAGAAAUAUUAAACUCCUGGCCAAUUUCUGCAAAUCACUUGUAAUAAAAGUAAUAUUUGAUA
Messenger RNA from Passer domesticus (house sparrow), 3691 nucleotides. Its product is annotated as olfactory receptor 14I1-like. NCBI's taxonomy places the organism in Eukaryota, Metazoa, Chordata, Aves, Passeriformes, Passeridae. The transcript has 5 exons. Gene Ontology annotation, cellular component: membrane. The coding region runs from base 2399 to 3382 and encodes 327 amino acids. Gene Ontology annotation, biological process: G protein-coupled receptor signaling pathway. Gene Ontology annotation, molecular function: olfactory receptor activity; G protein-coupled receptor activity; odorant binding. The record is from RefSeq and is a predicted model, not a curated record.